Glarea lozoyensis ATCC 20868 is the source of this 846-nucleotide messenger RNA. RefSeq names its product NAD(P)-binding Rossmann-fold containing protein. Gene Ontology annotation, molecular function: oxidoreductase activity. Lineage: Eukaryota; Fungi; Ascomycota; Leotiomycetes; Helotiales; Helotiaceae. The record is from RefSeq and is a predicted model, not a curated record. The transcript has 2 exons. The coding region runs from base 1 to 846 and encodes 281 amino acids.
AUGGCACCAGCAGCAGAAACCGCCACCUCCACCCCUCAAGACACCCAAACUCAACCCUACGAUGCCGCCCGUCCCUACGCUGGCCGUGUCGCCUUGAUCACCGGCUCCGGACGCGGUAUUGGUCGUGGAAUGGCCCUUGAACUUGCCUCCCGUGGUGCCUCCGUAGUCGUAAACUACGCCAAAUCCGCAUCCGCCGCCGAAUCGGUGGUAUCUGAGAUCAAGAAGUUCGGCAGCAAAGGUAUUGCCAUUCAAGCCGAUGUCUCCAAGCCAGCUGAAAUCGUCCGUCUCUUCGACGACGCCAUCGCUCAUUUCGGACGUCUCGAUUUCGUGAUCUCAAACUCGGGAACUGAGGUUUGGAGUAAAGAGGAAGAUGUCACACCUGAGGACUUUGAUUAUAUUUUUAACUUGAACUGCAGAGGACAGUUCUUCGUCGCACAGCAGGGUCUUAAGCAUCUUGGCCAGGGAGGCAGAAUUAUCUUGAUGAGUUCGAUUGCGGCGCAGAUGUCUGGUAUUCCAAACCACGCAUUGUAUGCUGGAUCAAAGGCAGCUGUUGAGGGUUUUGCUAGAAGUUUCGCCGUGGAUUGCGGACACAAGGGUGUUACCGUCAAUGCUAUUGCACCAGGAGGAAUCAAGACUGAUAUGUUUGAUGCUAAUGCAUGGCAUUAUGUUCCAAAUGGAACACCAGACAUGAGUAUGGAGAUUAUUGAGAAGGGAAUUGCGAGAUUCUGCCCACUGCAGAGAUGUGGUGUCCCAGCGGAUAUUGCAAAGGCGGUUGCUUUGUUGGUUAGUCCUGACAGCGAGUGGAUUAAUGGUCAAGUCAUCAGACUCAGCGGUGGUGGUGUUUAG